AUGGCAGAGCAGAUGAGUUGGGGCAAUAACUCUAACUGUGAAUUCUUAAAUAAAAAGUGCGUUAACAACGGGGAAACGAAGUUCCCCGAUAUGUUCUGCACAACCAAGAGCGGUGAUAACCCUAACAUUCCUGCAGGAUUACAGUGCACAUCUGACCGCCAGUCAUUGGGCACUUGCAGCAGCAUUGAAGCAAAAAAAACAGUUGAUAAUCUUGCAGAGCAUUUUCAAUAUUUUUCAGAGAACAAUAAGGUUGGUUCAGAAGAAUCUGAACAAAUGGAUUAUUGUCCUAUUAUUAUGGCAAAGAAAGGUUACAGUUGCAUCAAUGGUGAGCAGAGAAAUAAAAUGCCUGGAAGUUUAAUUGUUAACAACUCACGUUGUGUGGAGGGUAAUGAACUAAAGACUAUCAAAGAUGAAGCAGCAGUUGGUGCCGUGUGUGUGGAGGUGUCUUGCAAGUUCAACAAGGUAAUUGUGCGAUACAGUGGAAACGAUAAGUGGCACAGUUGUCCUGAAGGAAAAAAUCUAACUGUGAAUGGGAGUGUACUGAAAGGUGAAAUUGUGUGCCCCAAAUACGCUGAUGUGUGCAAUACAAUCAACAAAACUCUGGAUGAAUUACAAGGUCCACAAAAAGACCCAGACCCUGUUAAAGAAGUCCAAACAAGUCAACCAGAAGUCACUGAGACCACUGGAACACCCAAACCAACUGAAAAUGCUGGUAACCAGGGAGUUACUUCACCGGUGGUACAAAAUGAGGCAAUUACGACCACAGAAUCAAAACCCAGUGAAACUAAGGAAGGAAGAAUUACCUCAUCUGUGAGUGGGCAGAAUAAUAAUAGUACUGCGAAAAAAGGCGCUGAUGGUUCUUUUAAAGCUUCUCUUUUCGCGAGUGUUAUGUUUGUUUUCUUGACACUCUCUAUGAUAAUGUUGCCAUGA
Trypanosoma theileri is the source of this 930-nucleotide messenger RNA. Its product is annotated as putative surface protease GP63, putative,metallopeptidase. The transcript has a single exon. Gene Ontology annotation, cellular component: membrane; cytoplasm. Gene Ontology annotation, biological process: cell adhesion; proteolysis. The record is from RefSeq and is a predicted model, not a curated record. Bases 1 to 930 code for a protein of 309 amino acids. Lineage: Eukaryota; Euglenozoa; Kinetoplastea; Trypanosomatida; Trypanosomatidae. Gene Ontology annotation, molecular function: metalloendopeptidase activity.